Molecule: messenger RNA, 255 nt
Organism: Aspergillus mulundensis
Lineage: Eukaryota; Fungi; Ascomycota; Eurotiomycetes; Eurotiales; Aspergillaceae
Exons: 2
Coding region: 1-255 (84 amino acids)
Source: RefSeq, a predicted model, not a curated record
AUGCCCACCAACAACUGGAACACCACCUCCGGCUCCAACGAAUCCGGCGUAACGGGCGCCGCCAAAUUCCUCACUUCCACACUGGGCAACACCGUCGGCGGUGUGUCAAAGACAGUUGGGGGCGUGACGGGCGCCGCAACGCGCGGGCUCGGCGAUACGGUGAACAGUGCUGCCGGCAGCACGGGACGGCCUGUGGGCGAUGCACUGGGGAAUGUCGGGACGGGGCUUGAGGAUGGGCUGAGGAAGUGGAAGUGA